GAAAGGGUGUAUUGAUCAUUCCACAUCCCACCCACUCCUUAGACAAUAUUGUGUCCUAGGUUGUGCCCUUUGAAUGAAAUAGGAUAGCAGUCACCAACAUGGUUAAUCACAAGCACCCCUCAGUCAUUGUGUCUCUUUCUGUUUUAUCCCUCGGGUUAGUUUGUUCUUCGCCAAUUGAAUUAGGAUUGUACACCGCAUUUGAAGAAGGCCUAGAACAGCCGAUUUACAAAGAAAGAGAUGUGUUUCGUGACAAAAAAUUAGAUUUAAGUACAACAAGUUUCAAGACUGAAAACCGUAAAGCUCAAAAGACUAAAGAAACCGGCAGUAAAACAAAUCUAACAGUGCCACAUGAUGUUCUUGGAUCUUCUACGGACUUGUACAGGCUCAAUACUGAUGAAGGAGGAACUUGUAUUUUGAUUCAGACAGAUGCUUUGGUGGAAUUUAAAUUCACCACAACUUCAAAUCAGGUUGAGGAAAAGGAUGUGUUCAUACCAACAUCAGCGAUUGUAAAUGGUGACUGCAGUAAUGAGGAUAAACAGAAUAUAAUUUUAAAGUGGAAAUCUUUUGUACUGAUUAUAUAUUUCUCAAAGACUCCCGGUGGUGAAAGAUGGUUUGUUUCAAAACUUGAGCUCAAGUUUGACUCGUCUGACCACUUCUUUGAUCGCAUUAAAAACCCAGGCAGAACUUAUUUAUUGUCGAAUUCUAAUGGCAACGGACAACUCCUUUUUCCGACCCCUGUUGGAAAGUCGUAUGUGUGUGACAGAGAAAUUGAAAUUGCCCUUUCCAGCCCUGAUACUGACACAACUGCAAAAGUUUAUCUGAGGAAACUGAAAAUUGAACCUUUCAUUUUCAAAAAUGAUGAAUUUGGCCCAGAAUACAGGUGUUCGGCAUCCGGUGCCGGAUCUUACAGAAGCGAGACAGCACCCCUAGUUGUCGGGAGCAUGCUUGCCUCAGCAUGUCUCAUAACGAUCGUCGGAUAUGCUGUUUACCGGUAUUUCAACAUUGAGAAGGUCCAGUAUGACACAAUGGAGUAGGCCUUUUAUCACAGAUUUGCUUUCCAAUAGUUUCCAAAUUUUAUUGGAUUUACAAUCUAACCUCUUUAUUAAUGUGUUUUUGUUGCUUUUUAAGACAAUUUAUUCUUAAACAUUUGAA
Messenger RNA from Cimex lectularius (bed bug), 1152 nucleotides. Its product is annotated as lysosome-associated membrane glycoprotein 5. The record is from RefSeq and is a predicted model, not a curated record. Gene Ontology annotation, cellular component: membrane. Bases 99 to 1034 code for a protein of 311 amino acids. NCBI's taxonomy places the organism in Eukaryota, Metazoa, Arthropoda, Insecta, Hemiptera, Cimicidae. The transcript is spliced from 8 exons.